This is a messenger RNA of Diceros bicornis minor, 2576 nucleotides long. Its product is annotated as NKG2-A/NKG2-B type II integral membrane protein-like. NCBI's taxonomy places the organism in Eukaryota, Metazoa, Chordata, Mammalia, Perissodactyla, Rhinocerotidae. The coding region runs from base 17 to 613 and encodes 198 amino acids. The record is from RefSeq and is a predicted model, not a curated record. Gene Ontology annotation, biological process: stimulatory C-type lectin receptor signaling pathway; positive regulation of natural killer cell mediated cytotoxicity. The transcript is spliced from 5 exons.
UCACUGAGCUGCAGAGAUGAAUAACCAAAGAGUAACCUAUGCAGAACUGAAUGUGGCCAAGUACGCAAAGAGGCAGCAAAUGAAACCUAAGGGCACUAAAAGCUCCAUUUCAGUAACUGAGGAGGAAAUAACCUAUGCUGAGUUAAACCUUCAAAAUGCUUCUCAGGAUCUUCAAGAGAAUGACAGGAACCACCACGGCAAAGAUUUACCAUCACCUCGAGAGAACCUCAUUGCUGGGAUCCUGGGAAUCAUCUGCCUUGUCCUGCUGUCCACAGUGGUAACAAUGACAGUUGUUAUUCACUCUACUGAAAUGGUGGAGCAGAAGAAUUCAUCCCCAAUAACAAGGAUCCAGAAAGCAUAUCAUUGUGGUCAUUGUCCAAAGGAGUGGUUAACAUAUUCCAACAACUGCUAUUACAUUAGUAUUGAAAGCAAAACAUGGAAUGAGAGUUUGACGGCCUGUGUUUCUAAGAACUCUAACCUGCUUUAUAUAGAGAGUGAAGAAGAACUGAAAUUUCUGAAUUCCUUAUCACUUCUAUCAUGGAUUGGAGUCUUUCGUAACAGCAGUGAUCAUCCAUGGAUGUCCACGAGUGGCUUAACUUCCAAACUAAGGUAAAAUUUUUUAAAUAAUGCUAUAUAGAAGAAGAAACUAUAAAAAAGAAAAAUUCGGAAAAUAAUAUUAAUACAUUUGUUUCAGUUGAAUUAUAGAAAUGAAGAAAGAUGUGGAAAGUUAAUGAAAUGUUGAUGUAAAUGUUAAAAAAUGGACUCAGUUUUCCUGGUAACCAACUCUUACGAAUAUUGAAUAAAAAAAUGUCAUUACCCAUUUUCAACAUAUUCUUUUGUUACAGGUACAUGGAAAAUGCUAUUGUUUCAUGAAUUGCCCCCAUACAAUGUAACAAUAGAAUUAUGCAUUUUUAUCCAUUACAGGGUAACAGAAUCAUCAUCUGGUAAACAUAACUGCGCUAUACUACACUCAUCGGGCCUCAAAGCAGAGAGUUGUGGAUCUCUAAAUAGAUAUAAUUGCAAGCAUAAGCUUUAGAAUUGAAGCAUUUGAGUUUGGAUUCUGUCGGGUAACAUUCUAUUUCAUAAAAUGGAAAUAAUAUUACAAUUGGAUAAGUCUUAAAAUGGAUUAUAUUAUUUGUUCUAGUAACGAAAAGUUUUUUCAAAAGCAAUUAUUGAAAUAUAAUAUACACACCAAAAAGUACAGACACCAUUACUUUUGUGUCUGUUUUUUUUUGCUUAACAUUAUGUUAGUGACAUUCAACUUUUUUAAAAGACUGCAUGUUGUGUGAGUUCGUGUAUGUGAAAUAUCAAGAGGCAAACCCAUAAGAGACAGAAAGUGGAUUUGUGGUUGCUAAGGACUGAGGCGAGGAGGAAUAGGAAAUGACUGCUAACAGGUACAGUGUUUCUUUUUGGAGUGAUGAAAACUUCCUAAAUUUUGAUAGUGGUGAUGGUUACAAACUCUGUGAAUGUACUAAAAAUCACUGAUUUAUAUACUCUAAAUGGAUGAAUUUUAUGCCGUGUAAAUUACCUCAAAAAAGCUUUCCAAAAAACUCCUGGGCUUAUGUUUGGGACUGCAUUUAAUCUUUAAAUUUGUAAGGAUUAGUCAUCUUUACAGUAUUGACUCUUCCAAUCAAUAUCAUGCUUUAUUUUUGUAUGUAUUAGGUUCUUUAAUUUAUUUUAUAUUUUGUAUUUUUUAUAUUGAAGUCUACAGAAAAAUGGGUAUUUCACAGUCAUUCUUUUAUAAAUGGCAUCCUUAUUUUAAAUCUUCCUUUAGUAAUUUAUUCUGCUUGAAACACAAAUAUAACUGAGGUUUAUGUAUUAAUCUUAUAUUCAAUGACUUCACUGACUUUAUGUAUUAAUUCCAUCAUUUCAAAUGUAUAUUCUUCUGGGUUUUUUAUAUAAACAGCUUUUAUCUGUAAAUAAUCAUACUUUUAUUUCUUCUUGCCAGGUGUAAUUACUUUUUUUUUCUUGACUUAUUUUCACAGGCUAGUGUUUUAUUUCCAAUGUUGAAUAGAAGGUACAGUAAAGGGUUCUAUAUGUAUCCUUCCCUAUUUUAAGGGAAAAUAUCUCAAUAGUUCAUCCUUCAGUAUGAGGUUGUUUUAAGUUUUUUUCAUCAUACCUUUCUCAUAUUAAAGAAAUCCCAUAAAAUUUCUAUUUUUCUAAUAGAUUUUAUAACCAAUCAAUAUCACAUUAUUAUUUUUCCAUCAGUUGGAAUGAUAAUAAUUUUCUCUGUAUGAUGUUUAUGAAGUAAAUUGUCUUUGUUUUAAAUGUUAAACUAAUCUUUCAUUUCUGAAAUGAAACCACAAUGAUCAUUCUCUACUGUCUUUUUUUCAAAUCAGUGUACACGUUAUAUUUAGAUUAAGUAGUUUUUCUCCAUCCAUGUUCACAAAGAGAUUAGACUGCAUUUUCAUUUAUGCUACAUACUUGACCGGUUUUGUUAUCAAGGCUAUAUUGGGAAGCAUUCCUCUUUUUCUGUUACCUGAAAGCCUUUGUGUAAGAGUACUGUUAUAUUUUCAAAUAUUAUUAUUCACUACUGACACCAUCUGAGGUUGUAGAAUUGUUUUGGAAAAAGGUUU